This is a messenger RNA of Ochotona princeps (American pika), 4719 nucleotides long. RefSeq names its product ecotropic viral integration site 5 (gene EVI5). The record is from RefSeq and is a predicted model, not a curated record. NCBI's taxonomy places the organism in Eukaryota, Metazoa, Chordata, Mammalia, Lagomorpha, Ochotonidae. The transcript has 20 exons. Bases 450 to 2930 code for a protein of 826 amino acids.
GCCCCGCCGGCCCCUAACCUGCUCGAACCCAUUAUGCGGUAGAGGCGGCUGGGUCUCUUUAAGGCCCUGCCGCGCCUGCGCCUUUGGCUUUCCUGACGGCGGCCGGGCUGGACCCAGGGGAAACCCGCGGACGGCGGGCACCAGAGGGGGCUCCGGCGGUGGUGGCCACGGCAGCGGCUCCCCGAGGACCGGCUGAGGAUCGAGGAGGCGCUCCUGAGCCCCCGAGCCAGCGCGGUGCGCCCCGAGGACGCGGGAGUGGACGGCCCGCGGGAGCCCGGAGCGGGGCCGAGGCGCUGAGACGCGGCGGCGCGGCUGCCGGCUGCAUGGGAAGUUAAUGUUUACAGCGAAGUCCACCCAGCGUUUCCAAGGUGGCGACAGACAAGGUUGCAGAAAAGCUGAGUUCUACUCUCUCAUGGGUGAAGAACACCGUAACGCAUACCGUCAGCCAGAUGGCCAGUCAGGUGGCAAGUCCAUCGGCUUCAUUACACACUACAUCCUCAUCUACCACACUGUCAACACCGGCCCUUUCACCAUCUUCCCCUUCCCAGCUGAGUCCAGACGACUUGGAACUCCUGGCUAAGCUGGAGGAACAAAAUAGGUUGUUAGAAACGGACAGUAAGUCUUUAAGAUCUGUAAAUGGGUCAAGAAGAAACAGUGGCUCCUCUCUUGUGUCCAGUUCAUCAGCCUCCAGCAACCUCAGCCACCUUGAGGAAGACUCUUGGAUUCUUUGGGGAAGAAUUGUUAAUGAGUGGGAAGAUGUGCGCAAGAAGAAGGAAAAGCAAGUUAAGGAACUUGUUCGUAAAGGAAUACCCCACCACUUUAGAGCAAUAGUUUGGCAACUUUUAUGCAGUGCACAAAGCAUGCCAAUUAAGGAUCAGUAUUCAGAACUCCUGAAAAUGACCUCACCUUGUGAAAAAUUGAUCCGAAGGGAUAUUGCUAGAACUUAUCCUGAACACAAUUUUUUUAAGGAGAAAGAUAGCCUUGGACAGGAGGUUUUGUUUAAUGUAAUGAAGGCAUAUUCUUUGGUGGAUCGUGAAGUUGGUUACUGUCAAGGAAGUGCUUUUAUAGUUGGGCUGUUGCUUAUGCAAAUGCCAGAAGAAGAAGCUUUCUGUGUAUUUUUUAAGUUAAUGCAAGACUAUAGACUUCGUGAACUUUUUAAACCAAGUAUGGCAGAGUUGGGCCUUUGUAUGUACCAAUUUGAAUGCAUGAUACAGGAGCAUCUUCCAGAACUCUUCAUACAUUUUCAAUCUCAGAGUUUUCAUACCUCAAUGUAUGCGUCAUCCUGGUUUCUGACCAUCUUUCUUACCACUUUUCCAUUACCAGUUGCAACAAGGAUAUUUGAUAUCUUUAUGUCUGAGGGUUUAGAAAUAGUGUUUCGAGUAGGAUUAGCGCUUCUUCAGAUGAAUCAGGCAGAACUAAUGCAACUUGACAUGGAGGGCAUGUUACAGCACUUUCAGAAGGUCAUUCCACAUCAGUUUGAUGGUGGUCCAGACAAACUAAUCCAAGCAGCUUACCAAGUCAAAUACAACUCAAAAAAAAUGAAAAAGCUUGAAAAGGAAUACACUACAAUAAAAACUAAAGAAAUGGAAGAGCAAGUUGAAAUUAAAAGGUUGCGCACAGAAAAUAGACUUUUAAAACAGCGAAUUGAAACAUUAGAAAAAGAAAGUGCUUCCUUGGCAGAUAGAUUGAUACAGGGACAAGUGACAAGAGCCCAGGAGGCUGAGGAAAACUACCUCAUAAAACGCGAGUUGGCCACCAUCAAACAGCAGAGUGAUGAGGCCAGUGCUAAACUGGAGCACGCUGAAAAUACCAUCAGGAAGCUGCAGCACCAGCAGCAAUGGCAUAAAUGCAGUUCCAACUACAACGAAGAUUUUGUGCUGCAGCUAGAGAAGGAGCUAGUCCAGGCCCGACUGAGUGAGGCCGAGUCCCAGUGUGCCCUAAAGGAGAUGCAAGAUAAAGUCCUGGACAUAGAGAAGAGGAACAACUCUCUUCCCGAUGAAAAUAACAUUGCAAGGCUUCAGGAAGAACUCAUUGCUGUGAAACUGAGAGAAGCAGAAGCUAUUAUGGGUUUGAAAGAACUCAGACAGCAGGUCAAGGAUUUAGAGGAACACUGGCAGCGCCACUUGGCUCGUACUACUGGGAGAUGGAAAGACCCACCUAAGAAAAAUGCUGUGAAUGAGUUACAAGAUGAACUAAUGACCAUUAGACUUCGGGAAGCUGAAACACAAGCAGAAAUACGAGAAAUAAAACAAAGAAUGAUGGAAAUGGAAACACAGAACCAGAUCAAUAGUAACCAUCUUCGCAGAGCAGAGCAAGAGGUGAUCAGCCUACAGGAGAAGGUGCAGUAUCUCUCUGUGCAGAACAAAGGACUGCUUACUCAGUUAAGUGAAGCAAAGCGCAAGCAGGCAGAGAUUGAAUGCAAGAAUAAGGAAGAAGUGAUGGCUGUGAGACUCCGGGAAGCAGAUAGCAUAGCUGCUGUGGCUGAGCUACAGCAGCACAUUGCUGAACUUGAAAUCCAGAAAGAAGAAGGAAAGCUUCAAGGACAGCUAAACAAGUCUGAUUCUAACCAGUAUAUUAGGGAACUGAAAGAUCAGAUAGCAGAGCUCAAUCAUGAGCUCAGGUGCCUAAAAGGCCAGAGGGACUUCUCAGGCCAACCUUCUUUUGAUGGAAUCCACAUUGUCAACCAUUUGAUGGGAGAUGACGAAUCAUUCCAUUCUUCAGAUGAAGAUUUUAUAGAUAAUUCCUUCCAGGGAAGUGGCAUUGGUUUUCCUUUUCACAGAAAGUCUGGCCCUAUGUCCUUGGACCCUGCCGGGGCAGAUGGUAGUGAGAGUGAAGCAGAAGACAGUGUGCUGGAGCCCAGAGGGAGCAACCGAGGCAUUGCAAAGGAGCGGCCCCAGGCAAGACGGGAGUCGUACUCAACCACUGUCUGACCAUCACUGUGACCUAGACUGGGGGUUUCUAAGGGAUGAGUUGUCAUACGAUUAGGGAUCUUUGAGACACAGCUGUUUCAUAUGUACAUAUAAAUACAUAUACAUAUAUAUAUAUAUAUAUUUUACAAUGUUAUCUACCUUUUUAUCUUUGCCAAAUCUUCACCACUGACUUACCAUUGCCAUCAACUAGAGUGGAAUAUGGUUAAUUGGUGUAAUAGGGCUCUAACAGUAUUACUGAAUAUUAAGGAUUCUUGUUUAGAAAACAACUAUGUAAGUGGGAACCAUUUUGAAGUUUAAAACCCUGGAAAAUGGAACUUUCUUCACAGAAAGCUCUUGUGCAAUAUUUUUUGCUUAGUGAACAAAUUGUAUAUUUGUGUUUAUUAAUCUGCUUUUAAGCUAAUUGUCUACAGACAUUUGAGCAAGAUGUACAUCUGAUUUACCUUGUGUUUGCGUGUUUGGGGGAGUAUUUUUACCCGUUGAAAUCACUGUUCUAGGGGUAGGGAAUUGGCACAGCAGUUAAAAUGCCUUUGAGGAUGUCCACAUCCCCUGUUGGAGGGACUGGAUUAGAGUCCCAACUAAACAUCGCAUUCCAGCUUUCUGCCGAUGUAUAUACACCCUGUCAACUACUUGGGUAUUUGCCACUGCCUGGAGACCUGGGUUGAAUUCCUAGCUCCUAGCUUUAACCUGAUCCUGCCCUGGCUGGCAGGGCCAUUGGGGGAGUGAACCAGCAAAAGGGAAUUCUGUCUGUUUUCUGUGUGUGUGUGUGUGUGUGUGUGUCUGUCUGUCUGUCUGUCUUCCUCAUUGCCUCUUGAAUAAAUUAAUCAAAUUUUAAAUCAUUGUUAUGCUCGUGGGCCACUAACAAUUCCCAAACACAUAGUAUAGUCUUUUUUUGGUAUGAUUUUAUAAACACAAGUGAAUUGUUAUGUAUUUUGAAAGUUUUAAGGUCUGUUUCAAUUUCUGCUUUUUCUGUGCCUCUGAUGCUUCCACAUGUUGGUCACCGUCAAGAGUGGUAGGUUAACUGAAGACACACUGUUUAUUUGUACAUAUCUGUAAAUCUGUACCACCCAAACACGGAGCAUCAUUUUAUAUGAGGAACAUACACUUUGCAAAAUGACUGCUAUCAGCAUUCUAACAGAACUUCUGUAAAUAGUAGGUUAAAAGAAAAUUGAAAAAUAAAGCCAAACACUAAUAUUCUCAUAGCUUUAGUGUUAUGCUUAGCCUACAACACUAGCAGAGUCAUAACUGAUGCCUGGUCAAAAACACUAUUGAUCAAAUCUUUCCUUUUGUGUGGUGAUACCUAUUAAAAUUGUCAUGGCUAAAGAGAUUAUACAUAUUACUUAGUGCUAAUAUUCUAUUUAAUAUAAUUUAAGCAACGGGCUAAAGUCCAAGUUACACAGCAGUUAAUAUCUGCAAAUAAUCCAUGAACAGGAUUUUCAGAUUCUCUAGUUUGUGAGAUAAAGCCAUAAAACUCUUUUCCUGCCAGUUCUUCCUUUUUCAUUAAACUUCUUCAUAAGAAAAUGGAAUGCCUGUCAGUGGUAAAUAGGAGGAAACACCCACAGCACCCUCACGUGAUGGCUCAACACAGGUGCGUGAGUGUAGAUACGGGUCCUCUGCCUGUCCAGGGCUUUUGGGAUUAUCUGUGGGGAAGACUCUCAGUCCCUGAGUGUAGUAAGAUAGCUUCACGGCCGCAUGACCACCCUGACCCCCACGUUGAGAGAUCCGAAUGAUCCAGAUGAGAGAACCACAAACUGUGGCCCGUGGGCUACUCCCAGUAUUACCUUGUUUAAAA